Molecule: messenger RNA, 1515 nt
Organism: Dacryopinax primogenitus
Lineage: Eukaryota; Fungi; Basidiomycota; Dacrymycetes; Dacrymycetales; Dacrymycetaceae
Product: MFS protein
Exons: 6
Coding region: 4-1515 (503 amino acids)
Biological process (GO): transmembrane transport
Molecular function (GO): transmembrane transporter activity
Source: RefSeq, a predicted model, not a curated record
GAUAUGGACGAUGUAGAUUUGGACCAGAUGGGCGAGCGGGAGGGAUACGUGCUGGACGCAAAUGUGUACCGCACGGAGCACGCCGGCGGCAAGGCGCUCAAGACUGCCACAGACGGUGUAACAAUCCUUAUUCCGCAGCCUUCAGACGAUCCCAAGGAUCCGCUCAACUGGUCCCAGUCCCGCAAAAACUUACUCCUCUUCAUCAUCUCCUGGGCGGCGUUCCUACCCGACUACGGCUCCGCCACGGGCGCGGUUACGCUCCUGCCCCAGAGCGCGAUCUGGGGCAUGACCCAGGACGAGGUCAACCACUCGCAGGUCGGGAAUGUGUUCAUGCUCGGCGCCGGCGGUGUGUUCGUAACAAUCUUCGGUGCCUACUUUGGCCGCCUUCCUACUCUCUUCUGGUUCCUCGUCAUGGCCUUCUGGACCGCGGCAUGGUGCGCUGGCAGCAACACAUUCAACGAGUUCAUGGCCGCUCGCAUUCUUAAUGGGUUCUUCUCGACUGUCGCACAAGGGGGAGGCUUGAUGUUCCUCAAGGAUCUCUUCUUCUUCCACGAGCAUGCGAGGAAGAUCAACAUCUGGUCCUCGUUCAUCAUAUUGUCGCCGUACUUCGGUCCCCUCAUCGCUGCUUUCAUCAUCAACACCGUUUCAUGGGAGAUCCCCUUCUGGGUGUUCACGGCCAUGACGGGAUUUGCACUGAUCAUGGUCAUUCUCUUCGCCGACGAGACAUACUACAAUCGGCACAUUCCCCUGUCUAAGCAACCGCCUCGCACCUCGCGGCUCAUGCGACUCAUCGGUGUGGAACAAAUGCGCACCAACCUGAUUGGAAACACGUUUGCCGAGGCAUGUUGGCGGCCCAUCAAGGUGCUCACACGCCCUACCGUGUUCCUCUGCGUAAUCUACUACCUGUUCACAUUCGCUUGGGUUGUCGGUAUCAACACUACCCUCGCGAUCUUCGUCACCCCGCUGUACAACUUCGGACCAAAGCAGAUCGGGUUCUUCUAUUUUACCCCUAUCGUGGCCGCUAUCCUCGGCGAACUGGUCGGUCACUGGCUACACGACUUCAUCGCGAACAUAUAUAUGAAACGCCACAACGGCCACUUCGAGCCGGAAGCACGAUUGAUUGCGAUCUACAUCGCGGAGCCCUUCAUGAUCGGCGGUCUCAUAGGACUGGGAUUUUGCCUCGAGCGCGGACUCCAUUUCAUGAUCACGUCGGUCUGUUGGGGACUGUACGUAUUUGGGAUCAUGAUAGCCACAGUGGCACUCAAUGCAUACGGCCUCGAUUCAUAUACCGAGGCGAGUGGAGAGAUCGCCGCGUGGAUAAACGCAGCGAGGACUACAGGAGGCUUCGCAAUCUCCUAUGGUCAGGUGCAGUGGGCACAAAGCACGGGUACAGAAGUCAGCUUCGGCACCCAGGCCGGUAUUUGCGCCGCCGUCUUCCUCAUCAUCAUUGUACUGCAGAUUUUUGGCAAGAGGAUGAGGCAGUGGGCCGGACCCCUCCAUUUCAAGACGAAUUAG